AUGUCUUAUGAAAGAAGCCGUAGAAACUUGUCUCCAGUAGCAUAUAUUCUAGAUACGACAUCAAAUUCAAGUUCACAACUUUCUGAAGGGGGUGAUCAGAACACGCUUUCUUCGUCUUCAAGCUCUCCGUCAUUGACGGCAGCACUUCGUAAUUUCGAGAUAAGCAGCAGUAAUUUCGACACAGACAGCAGUGCAGUAAGAGAGCAUUCAAGAGAUGUUUUCGGUUAUAGUCAGGGUGAUUCAUCUACGCAUAUGGAAUCUUACAUGGAAUAUUUGGCAUUGCUAAAUCAUCGCCAUGCACAAGAACCGAUGGAUGAAAGCAGUGGUACAGGAGGUUCGAAUGCCGAUGUAGCUAGUAACGAAUCGUUAUCGUUAUUGACGAAUACCACUAAUUCUUUAUCAUUUGGCAUAAUAUCAUCAAUAAACGAUGAAAACGGCGACCGUAAUGGUGAUGGCAUUAAUCGCGUAAAUGAGUCAGAGAACAAUAAUGACAUCACUAGCGGCUCAUCAACUCAAGUGAACGAAUUCAAUGAUGUUGAGUUAGCACUGAUCCGAGAUUUGUACUCUCCGUCAUCGAGUGAUCCAGCUAGCAAUAACGAGCGAAGGGAAAGUGCGCAGAGUGAAGGUUUUGCGAACAAUAUGUAUGAAACACCGCGAAGCAGAAACUGUCGUGUGCCACAUCUGAUGCGACGCGGUCAAAAUAAUAGUUAUUUGCAGGAAUCGAAUUCUGCUGAGGGGAAUAGUGGCAUUUUCUAUAACCGUACUCGUCAUGAUCCAUCUUCAUCCGUGAGGUUUCGCCCACAGCCGUUGAAACUACCCACAUCAACUCGUUUGAAAAUCACAGUGCUCAAGUGGAAUGUUGCUGCAUCGUGGAAAUGGAUGGCCGGUGAUGAAACCUGUGGAAUUUGUCGAAUGCCAUUUGAGGCAUGCUGCAUUGAAUGUAAAACACCUGGUGAUGAAUGUCCUUUAGCGCUAGGGACAUGUAAGCAUGCGUUUCAUAUGCACUGCAUUGUGAAAUGGACUGAAACUCAAAAUGCAGCUCGACCACAAUGUCCUUUAUGUAGGCAGGAAUGGAAAUUUGCAUCUGGAUAA
Messenger RNA from Cercopithifilaria johnstoni, 1092 nucleotides. The record is from the annotation of a GenBank genome assembly. NCBI's taxonomy places the organism in Eukaryota, Metazoa, Nematoda, Chromadorea, Rhabditida, Onchocercidae.